This is a messenger RNA of Lottia gigantea (owl limpet), 348 nucleotides long. RefSeq lists its product as hypothetical. The transcript has a single exon. The record is from RefSeq and is a predicted model, not a curated record. NCBI's taxonomy places the organism in Eukaryota, Metazoa, Mollusca, Gastropoda, Lottiidae. The annotation marks the transcript as partial.
UAUAUAAUCAUUAUAAACUCAACUUGUAUACAAAGUACGGUAUUCUAUAUAAUCAUUAUAAACUCAACUUGUAUACAAAGUACAGUAUUCUAUAUAAUUAUUAUAAACUCAACUUGUAUACAAAGUACAUUAUUCUAUAUAAUUAUUAUAAACUCAACUUGUAUACAAAGUACGGUAUUCUAUAUAAUUAUUAUAAACUCAACUUGUAUACAAAGUACGGUAUUCUAUAUAAUUAUUAUUAACUCAACUUGUAUACAAAGUACAUUAUUCUAUAUAAUUAUUAUAAACUCAACUUGUAUACAAAGUACAGUAUUCUAUAUAAUUGUUAUAAACUCAACUUGUAUAUAA